AUACCUCCAGAGCAAAGAUGGCAGCGCCGGCGAAGGGCAUGUGGUAUUCCCUGGGACCAUUGCUGCGGGUGGUCCAGACUCGGGACCUCGACGCUCGGCGCUGGGUCCGGGCGCUGCGGCGCAGCCCGGUGAGAGUGUUGUUUCCCUCGGGACAGGUGGAGGAACGGAAGCGCGCUCCUGAUAAGCAGCCCGGCAAGGCGGUCCCUGAGGCCAGUUCCCAGGGACAGCAACAGAAACAACCUCUUGAGACAUCCCCAUCCCAGACCCCUCACACCUGCGAAGAGGCAGGGCUUCGCUACGAUAAGGCCUGUCCCGGGGACAGGAGGCUAAGCAGUGUGAUGACAAUAGUUAAGUCCAGGCCUUUUCGGGAAAAGCAAGGGAAGAUCCUACUGGAAGGUCGAAGGCUGAUUGCAGAUGCUCUCAAGGCUGGAGCUGUGCCAAAAAUGUUCUUUUUUAGCCGACUGGAGUACAUCAAGGAGUUGCCAGUAGAUAAGCUGAAAGGUGUCAGCCUCAUUAAGGUGAAAUUUGAGGAUAUCAAGGAUUGGUCGGACCUGGUAACGCCACAAGGAAUAAUGGGGAUUUUUGCCAAACCUGACCCUGUUAAGAUGACAUAUCCAGAGACUCAGCUUCACCAUUCACUGCCCUUACUGUUGAUUUGUGACAAUCUCCGUGACCCUGGGAACCUGGGGACAAUCCUGAGAUCUGCAGCUGGAGCAGGCUGCAGUAAAGUCUUACUCACCAAAGGCUGUGUGGAUGCCUGGGAACCUAAAGUGCUCCGGGCAGGCAUGGGGGCACAUUUCCAGGUGCCCAUUGUGAACAAUGUGGAAUGGGAGACAGUGCCCAAUCACUUGCCCCCUGACACUCGAGUCUAUGUGGCAGACAACUGUGGCCUCUAUGCCCAGGUUCAGAUGUCUAAUAAAACCAGUGACCGUGACUGGGCAUGUGAUCGCCGAUUCUUAAAGUUCCAUAAGAAUGAAGUGGACCUAGACACUAAAGCCAGAAAAGACUGGCUUCCCAAACUUGAGGUCCAGAGUUAUGAUCUGGACUGGACUGAAGCACCAGCAGCUCUGGUGAUAGGCGGGGAGACGCAUGGCGUAAGCCUGGAGUCCCUGCAAUUGGCUGAGAGUACUGGUGGCAAGAGACUGCUGAUCCCUGUUGUACCUGGUGUGGACAGUCUGAAUUCAGCCAUGGCUGCGAGCAUCCUGCUCUUUGAAGGGAAAAGGCAGCUGAGGAUAAAGAUGGAAGACUUGAGCAGGGACAGUUGUUGCCACUGAAGGAUUGCUGCAGGAAUCCAGUGGGAGGGCAAGGGUGCCUCCAACCCCUGCUCUGCUGGACUGCUGCUAGGAGGCUGGCCAAGAUGACAACUCAGGAGCCAGGAGGUAGGCAUUGCCACCAUUGUGUGAUGCUGUGAAAAAUAGGCGUUUCUGUUGUUCCUUAUUAAACAACAAAGGUGAAGAUUCUUUUUUGUUUUACUUAUAUGAGUGUUUGUCUGCAUGUAUGUACGCUACACUACAAGGGUGCCUGGUACGUGGUGGAGGUCAGUAGAGGUGUCAUAUACCCUGGAACUAGACUUAGGGAUGGUCAUGAACUACUAUGUGAGUGUUAGAGACCAAACUUGUGUCCUCUGGAAGAGUAGCAGGUGCUCUUAACCACUGAGCCAGCUCUACAGCCCCAUCAAAAUUCUCCCUACGAUCUCCCUUCUCCACUGUUUUUGAGAUUGUGUGUACCUCAUAAGCAUUCUGCCAGAGCCACAUUCCCAGCACCUUAGUGUCUCCUGAGAAGCUGAGGGCUGCAGGGCAUGGCGUCCAGCAACCAGCUGUUCUUUGAUCUUCUCUGCAGCAUCUCUGGGCUGGUGUGUUCAGGCCUUCAGUUCUACAGGCAGCUGAUGUGUAUUUUCCCCCUUUGCGGUGGACCAACAGAAGCCGUUCAUCAGGUGGUGUCAUGCCUUCUUAGCAUAGGCCCCUCUGCAGUGCUGUUUGUUUGCUUUAAGACUGGGUCUCACGCUAUAGCCCUGGACAGUCUGGAACUCACUAUAUGUACCAGGGUGGCCUUGACUGCAGAGACCCACCUGCCUCUGCCUCCAGAGUGCGGGGACUAAAGGUGUGCACCAGCAUGCCUGGCUUUCCAGGCAUCUUUGCGAGGAUUCUGUAUGAGUAAAGGCCAGACUCUGAGUCUACUUUGCAACAUAGCCUGCUGCUGGAGGUGUCAGCUUGCUCACCAGCUCCUCGCUACUAGUUGUGGGUCUUGUGACACUAUUAAAUGCUAUGAUUUAGGGGGACAGCAAGAUGGCCCAGGGAGUAAAGGUACUUGCUGUCCAAGUGUGGUGACCUGAGUUCAACCCCUGGAACCCAUAUAAAGGUGGAAGGAGAAAACAGACCCACAGAGUCUCCCUCUGACCUCUACACAGUAAUGACGAGGAUGAUGAGGCUGUAAGUGGCCGCAGAAAUGGCUUAGCAGGUAAGGGCAUCUAACUGAUAGUUCAGAGGACCCUAGUUUAAUUUCCAGCGAUCUAUUCAAUGGAUCACAACCACCUUUAACUUUGUCUCCAAGUAAUCUCCUCCUGGCCUCCUCAGAUGUGUAUACUCAGAUGUGCACAAACACAGACGCACUCAUGUACAUGUAAUUAAAAAUAAAAAAGGAACAUUUCAUUUUU
Rattus rattus (black rat) is the source of this 2653-nucleotide messenger RNA. It is a transcript of the gene Mrm3, whose product is annotated as mitochondrial rRNA methyltransferase 3. Gene Ontology annotation, molecular function: RNA methyltransferase activity; RNA binding. Gene Ontology annotation, biological process: RNA processing. Lineage: Eukaryota; Metazoa; Chordata; Mammalia; Rodentia; Muridae. The transcript is spliced from 4 exons. The record is from RefSeq and is a predicted model, not a curated record. The coding region runs from base 18 to 1274 and encodes 418 amino acids.